AUGCUGUCGCGUCCCCGUAUAGAUGGGCGCAAGAUCCCGCCAACGGCGUUGCGGCGCCCAGGCGAGUACCUUGAGGAUAGCAAGGCAGCAGUGGACGAUAUUUGCGGCCCUGUGAUGCCGCAGUGCAUCGAUGGCGGCAUUCUCGGGGACAAGUGGCUCAUGUGCGCAGCGUCGAUCCUCUCGGAGGAUGAGGCACGCGUCAAGGAGAUGUUCGCAGAAGGGAAGCCGGAGGAAAAGCGGCUCGGCGCGUACCGUGUGUCAAUCAACAAAAACGGGUGGUGGAACACUGUCCUUUUAGAUGACUUCCUGCCAAGCGUCAACGGUGUGCCGUGUUACGCGCGCGUGCUCGAUAACCCGGCGGAGCUGUGGGUCUCGCUGCUGCAGAAGGCGUACGCGAAGGUGCACAACUCGUACGCCAGCAUCACCGGUGGCGACUCGGCGCUGGCGCUGCGUGACUUCACCGGCGCCCCGUCGCACCGCUUCGACGCGGCGUGGGUGAGCGCGACGCGGGACGGGAAGGGCGCGGACGCGAUGCUGGACAAGCUCGAGCGCUACACCGAGGCGGGCAACAUUGUG
Trypanosoma grayi is the source of this 576-nucleotide messenger RNA. RefSeq names its product cytoskeleton-associated protein CAP5.5. Gene Ontology annotation, biological process: proteolysis. Gene Ontology annotation, molecular function: calcium-dependent cysteine-type endopeptidase activity. The annotation marks the transcript as partial. The transcript has a single exon. The record is from RefSeq and is a predicted model, not a curated record. Lineage: Eukaryota; Euglenozoa; Kinetoplastea; Trypanosomatida; Trypanosomatidae.